CCUGACAAGGAUGGAAAGCUGUUUGAGAAUGAUUUGUCUCUGCCUUGCCACCGGGCUGCUCUUUGCCACAUUGGGGAAAGCAGGCAUACCCACACCAUGCUGUCAGAAGACCACCAAUACAGUUCUGCGCCAGUCCAAUAUUGUAGGCUACCACAGGCAGGGAGGUGUAGUCUGCCCAGUUGAGGCUGUUGUGUUCACCACAGUGAAAGGUAUCAGAGUGUGUUCCAGCCCUAAGAAGCCCUGGGUGAAAAAAGCACUGAGGUACAUUGACUUGAAGAAACAACAGGCUACAACACAGGCUUCAACAGUGACUACAGAGGUUCUGUCCACCAAUGGCACAGAGCCAACAAGGAAUGCCACAGCAAUGCCAUAGCUAUGUGCAGGAGAAGAGACUCACUGCUCAUGACUAUACAACAUAAUUCAGAUGUACACUAUGUAACAGCGCUUUGUGAAAGUACUGCUUAAAAUAACAUAUCAUUUAUCAUUUGCGACAAUUAUACGAUUUUGCCUGCAAACAAGUUUAGAUCCCGUAGUUUGUUUUGUGUCCUUGG
Messenger RNA from Alosa alosa (allis shad), 551 nucleotides. Its product is annotated as monocyte chemotactic protein 1B-like. NCBI's taxonomy places the organism in Eukaryota, Metazoa, Chordata, Actinopteri, Clupeiformes, Clupeidae. Gene Ontology annotation, cellular component: extracellular region. Gene Ontology annotation, molecular function: chemokine activity; CCR chemokine receptor binding. The record is from RefSeq and is a predicted model, not a curated record. Bases 11 to 373 code for a protein of 120 amino acids. Gene Ontology annotation, biological process: inflammatory response; G protein-coupled receptor signaling pathway; immune response. The transcript is spliced from 3 exons.